GAAAGGCAUUUUUGUCAUUUCACAAAGCAGCCUAAACGCAAACCGAGAAAGGACAAAAAAGAAGGAAAGAGAGAAGGAGAUAAACAUACCUGUAGACCUUAAACUCUGUACCUUCUCUUCCUGCAAAAACGUUCGAAUCUGAAGCUCAGAUCAAUAAAAACCGCUUCUUCUUCUCUUCAUUUGGUCAUCUUCAUCUGUUUUUCUCUUCUCUUUUCAAUUUCGCUAUUCUUAUCAGAAAUUGUUUUGAUGAAGAAGAGAUUCAUCAAUCUGCUUCUUGAUGCGGACAUCUCUGGAGGAGGUAAAGGGGUCUGUAUGGCACUUACAAUCUCAAAUGCUUUCACAAAUCUGUCUGGUUUAGCUCUUCCCUGCUCUUUGAACUCGAAGGAUGAUUGGAAAAAAGUCACAUGAACAAAUACAACAUAAUAAGGUUAAUUCUUCAAUACUAUCAAGGCCUCCCUGAUUCAGUUGGGCUUCCACAAAUAGAAAGGAGUUUGAUUUCAUCUUGUGGUACCGAAAAAUGGAAAGACUAAUCUAAGUGGUCUAGGAAGAAGUGAAUGGAUUUGUUGUCUUUAAGAUCUCAUCUCAGUUUGAGGAGCUCAACCAGUACAUAUCCAGCUAGAAAACCAACAACUGCAGUUCCUGAAUUUGUAAAAUUGCAUAAGGGUCCUUCAAAAUUCAAAUAUUUACCUCAAAGGUAUCGUAUGGUCACUGCAAAUAGGGAGGGAUUGAACGGGAUAGAAGAACGUGAUGGAGUGAUAAUUGUGGAUCAUGGGUCCCGCAGAAAAGAGUCCAAUCUUAUGCUAAAUGAAUUUGUAGCAAUGUUUAGAGAGAGAAAUAAAUACCCCAUUGUGGAGCCUGCACACAUGGAGCUGGCAGAACCAUCUAUCAAGGACGCAUUUAGUUCAUGCGUUCAACAAGGAGCACAACGAGUUAUUGUAAGCCCGUUUUUCCUUUCUCCUGGACGACAUUGGAACCAGGAUAUUCCUUCUUUAACGGCCGAAGCUGCAAAGGAGCAUCCAGGAGUAUCAUAUGUUGUUACCGCACCUCUUGGCCUUCAUGAAUUACUUGUUGAUGUCAUGAAUGAUAGGAUCAAGCAUUGCCUAAGUCAUAUUACCGGGAAGGCAGAUGAAUGUUCAGUUUGUGCUGGAACUGGAAAAUGUCAGCUCCGUCAGUAACAUACUUAUGAAGCUUAGCAAGACUUUGUUAUGCAGAGUGAAUUUGUUACCCGAUGCCAGUUGACUUAUUCGGGUCUGGAUGCGGAGUUACUGCCGCUUGACAGUAUGUUCAAUUAUCUCCCGAAAAUCAAGCAUCCAAGUUACCAUGAGGACUUUGAUAUUUGGGAGUUAGUAAUAGCAUUUCAAAUACAAAUAUCAACUGGAGGAUGCUUAGAUUGUCCACACAGCUGAUGGAGAUAUGCUAGUGCUGGACCGCAGUUCUGAUUAGCCUCGUCUGUUGUAAAUCAUUAAACUAUUGUAAAUCAUCAUUUGUUUCUUACAGAACUUAUGGCUUCCUAUCAGGUGCCGAUGGGUUGCUAUUUAUUCCUCAAAAUAUUUAGUUUGAGAGUAUUGCUGUCUAAUAGUUUGUACUUUAGUGUCUUCUUCCUCUACUCAUUACCAUAAAUAAACAAGGAUUUUAUUCACAUGGGUUGUAGCUGAAAUUGCUAGUUAUUGUAUUUAGCGUUUCUCGUUAACAAGAAGAAUGUUCUUUUUCCAUGAUGAAUGCUUAGAAUAUCUGAUCCAUGACGACCAUGCUCGUUCCUAUACCGUGGUGUCGAGCAUAGUAUGUGCAUAAAUGGAUGAAGCAGAAUUUAAAUUUUCAACUCUGGUUUCAUUUUUGUACUAACUCAAGCUUGUACUUCUGGCUGGAGUUUCAUAAAAUCGUGAUUAACAACAUACGAUUAAAUAAAAGAACAAACGAAUUACACAGACAAAGUGAUUGUGGGUUCUGAUUCAGUAGUAAGUACAAGAGUGUAAGUCGUGACUUUCACCACUCAAGAUAGGACUGAUGGAAGAUGGAAAUCCUUCAUAUUCAGAAGUUAAUCUUAGGUUAAUGAUAUGUAGUUUUGUACUAUCAAUGCUAUUGUAAAUAUCAAACAUUCUUAACAAAUUUCAAAAAGUUGGUAUAAGGAACUGCUGAAUUUGUGUAAAGAGAGAAUAGAAAAGGAAGAGGAAAAAGUGCUGUGUUCCAUGUUGUGAGAUUUCUCCCACAUCGGCAGAAACAAAGGCAAGCAAAGUGCUGGAGUGAUAUAAAAUGGAAGGAGGGAGCAACGUUGAAACAUACUUACCUGGACGGGGUCAAUGGGCGAUCAUGAAGGCCCAUGGCCUAGAUUGGUGACCUCCAUUGCACUUUGGAGGGGUGCCUGUCUAAGGUCGGCCCAAGUGGUCGAGCCUACGUCAUAAUUUGUGGCAGAGGGGGCCUGCGUUCGCGCGGCCCCUAC
This is a messenger RNA of Capsicum annuum, 2437 nucleotides long. Its product is annotated as sirohydrochlorin ferrochelatase, chloroplastic. NCBI's taxonomy places the organism in Eukaryota, Viridiplantae, Streptophyta, Magnoliopsida, Solanales, Solanaceae. The transcript is spliced from 8 exons. The record is from RefSeq and is a predicted model, not a curated record. Bases 555 to 1175 code for a protein of 206 amino acids. Gene Ontology annotation, molecular function: lyase activity.